Molecule: messenger RNA, 1513 nt
Organism: Vigna unguiculata (cowpea)
Lineage: Eukaryota; Viridiplantae; Streptophyta; Magnoliopsida; Fabales; Fabaceae
Biological process (GO): regulation of flower development
Cellular component (GO): nucleus
Molecular function (GO): DNA-binding transcription factor activity; protein binding
Source: RefSeq, a predicted model, not a curated record
AAGCACAGACCCCUACAAAUCUUUCUCUCUACCAUUUUUCUUCUCUUUGCUCCACUGCAUUUUCUGCUUCUCUUCUCCUGCUUUCACUUUGUUUCCUUUGCUCGAGUGUUCUCUGUUUCUCAUUGAAGUUUGGUUUUUCAACAAAGUGUGUUUCUUCUGGGCUGGAAAAAUGUUUGCAGAGACCGAACUUCUCUUCCCAUAUUUUCGAAAUUUCUCUCAAGAAUUUCAACAACUUGAGGAGUACUGCAUGACCCAAAAGUCCUGUGCUUCAAUGAAUGUUUUCUCACAGUGAUACUCAUAGCACAAGUGGAAACAGCUCGACAUGGCUUUAUGUGCUGGAUCUGGAAAAGUGUUACAAAAGGAAAUAAAAGUUGUAUAGAUGGAAAGUCUUUUUGUUGUGAUACUUCCGUGUUCUAAUGACCUCGUUCAAACUUCUUCUGCAAUCUCAGAAUAUGAUUUGCUAAUAGAGGGAGAUCUGUUCAAAGCACCUGAACCUAUUCUUGAAGAACCAGCAAUAGACCUCGAUCCAGUGGAAGCAGCAAUCUCAAUGAUAUCUUGCGGGGAGGAUGUCCCCUCACAGGGUCUAAAAUCAUCAGAUAUUAAUAUACUUCAAAAUGAACAGCUUCUGAGUGAGGUAUUCUACGAGUGCAAAAAAGAUCUCUUAGAAAAGACAGUGAUAGAGUCACCACUCACUGAUAUUAUGGAAAUCAAGGUUCCACCACUGAACAUUGAGGAUAACUCAAUUGAAGGGAACAAACCACUUCCUCACAUGACUCUACCAAAGAGUAUCAGUUCAGGAAGUCUGAGUUCAAUGGACUGGAUGCAUGGACCUGCAAUGAAGCCAACUUUUCUGGAUUUCCCAGGAUUAGAUUUCAAUGCAGUUUAUGGCAUGCGGAGAGCAUUUAGCGAAGGAGAUAUAAAGACUCUUAAUACUGGCAACACAAGCUUUUGCCAAUCUCCACAGGAGAGGCCUUUUCUUCUAGGAAACUGCACUAGUGAAGAACGUCAAGAAAAGCUCUCCAGAUACAGAAACAAGAAGACAAAGAGAAAUUUUGGGAGGAAAAUUAAGUAUGCUUGCAGGAAAGCUCUUGCUGAUAGUCAACCAAGAAUCCGUGGAAGAUUUGCAAAGACAGAAGAGUUAGAUGUGAAGAGGUAAUGAGUGCUAACUGACCUAGUUGGAAUUGAAAGAAAGCAGGGAAUGCAGUGUUGUAUUGUAUCUGAUGAAGAUGUUUGGAAGGGCUAUCCGCGUGAAAACUAUAGACUUGGUGGAGUUUCUAUAGCUUGAACAAACAAGUUUUGCUGAAUGAAUGAAUAAAUAAAUGAGGCAGAGACCUCAAACUCCUUAGGGUGGUUUGGCCCUUAUCAGCUGUAGUAACCUUCUUGUAGAAUGACCUUCCACGUAUGUAAUGUAAAUAUGGUUUGAUGAAUAAAAGAAUGGAAGAGUAGUUAAGGUUGUAUAAUGUUCAUAUUACAUAUACUCCAAUAAGCAAUGUUUAUUUUUGUUAGUUACAUA